Messenger RNA from Aaosphaeria arxii CBS 175.79, 1791 nucleotides. RefSeq lists its product as uncharacterized. Gene Ontology annotation, molecular function: zinc ion binding; DNA-binding transcription factor activity, RNA polymerase II-specific; DNA binding. Gene Ontology annotation, biological process: DNA-templated transcription; regulation of DNA-templated transcription. The transcript has 4 exons. The record is from RefSeq and is a predicted model, not a curated record. The coding region runs from base 39 to 1706 and encodes 555 amino acids. NCBI's taxonomy places the organism in Eukaryota, Fungi, Ascomycota, Dothideomycetes, Pleosporales.
CCAGUCCAUGCAUACUUCUCUUCUUUGAUUAUCAUGCUAUGCCGCCUGUAGUUUCUCGUAGGGGUCAAAGAAUUGCCUCUAAAGCAUGUGAUAACUGUCGGGAUCGCAAGGUCCAAUGCGUGUUCGAAUCCCCAGAAAGUCCGUCUUGCCGCCGCUGCACCGACGCCAAUGGCCCUUGUACAUUCUUGAAGGAGAGAAAAGCUCGUGGGCCUCCUGCUCGGCGAGUCCCUAGCACCCAGGCUCUUCCGGUGGGCAACCUCUCAAUUGAGCUACUAUGCCCCCACGAUGUAUUUCUCAGUAUACUAGAAGAUUUCUUGCACAUCGUGUAUCCAGUGCUACCACUUGUUCAUAGGCCAACAUUUCGGCUGCUGGUUGAAAGCAAAAGCUAUACCAGCGAUCCGGCCUUCUUCCGCCUUUGCAUCGGCCUGGUUGCUGUCACGGUCGCGUCGAUUCCGCGGAAUUUUGAAAAGUAUGGCGCUUCAAUGUAUCCAGACGUGGGUUCAAUGGUUGACAGAGCUUGUCACUUGGUCUUGUUGAGUAGGAUCUCGCUCGAACCUCAUUGGCAGAAUCAGCCCUCGAUGAACUCAAUGUUGGUCUCCAUUUUGCUGACCAUGGCUUCUCAUUACGUUGGUCGCCAGAAUCAAGGAUGGGGAUACGCGAGCGAAGCAAUCCAGUUCUUCCGAGCACUUGAGCUGUUCAGGAAAGAAGGAUACGAGAAGUUGAGUCCGUGGGAAUGCGAACUUUGUAAGCGGGCAUUCUGGGUGCUUUACAUCAUUCAAAUUCACGAUCGAUUAUCGUUCAUUGUGCCCCACACAGGCCUUAGUUUCGAUCCCAAGCACACAGACUGGGAGUUCCUUUUGCCAGCAGAGGCGGGAGACGAUGACCUGACGGCAUGUACGAAUGACCCAGACACCUAUCACAAUGGAAAGGAAUUCUACAACCGAGAGCCGCCCCUAAUCUGUGGGUUCAUCGCACUUGUCAAGGUGUUUCUCUGCGUUGUGGAUCUUCUUUCAAGCGGACUUUUCCCAGGGACAGCACCGCAAGCAUACGCAAUGACUGGCGGAUCACUCACAUUACCAGAAGCAGCAGGAGACCGCAUUUCGCACUCAUCAAGCAGAUCGACACUCAGUCUAACUUCGUUGCUUCGCAUCAUCAGAAAUCUACAAAGUGCUCUAGAAGAACUCCCGGAACAGCUCAAAAUCACCACAAUGGAUCCGCAAGUUCGAUCUCCUGAUGGAUCGGAGCACGCACUCAGCGCCACCACACAGUUUCAAUUCGACAUAAUGCGCGCCAACAUCCAUAUCACAAGCCUUUAUAUUCAAAGCACCGUCUUAGAAGCCUGUUCAAGUGCGUUCGCAAAUAACCCCAACGAUUCUUUCGCACCUUCUCCGGGCGACGAUGCCCAUUCCAGUCCUGGAUACACACCACGAACCCAGCUAUGGAAGUUUCGAGAGAGCAUCGCUAGGGAGUUACUCGAGGUUCUGCACUUCUGUUCGACUCGCACCCUUGAGGCUAGCGGGUCCUCGAUGAUUGUGAAAAUUCGAGAGAUGGCUGCGACACUCCUAGAUUCAGAUAACGAUCUCGGCGUCCCAAGCGAGAGCGAGGAGCAGCUAAGACGCUAUGUCGUCCAGUUCGCAGAUAUAUUAGCGAAUCUCGAUUACAUGGGUCAUUCAACAGUCAUACCAGCAAUCUUUUCGGCACAUUGAAAGACAAAUUUGUAACACUAAGUACUAAUCUAUCACUUUGGAAAAUAGAUUAUGAUCUAUUAUAUUAUUAUUAUUUGUAGCAAUA